GUUAGUUGAUUUGUUGAAGUCUCAGAGGUAGGCGACAACAAAGUGCCGCGUAUUAAAUAUAGUUAAGUUUGUUUUCAAAGAGUGAACUGCCGGAGAUCUGAUACGUCGAGGAUUUCGCCGUUAAGGAAUACUUCUGUUGACAUUCGUUAAGAAGAAAUUUGUGCUGAUUAAUCAUUUGUCGAUCAACUUCGGAGUGUCGCGGGCCGUCGCAACUGCUGCUGACGGCCGUACUUCACCUGUCAGAGAAUCGGGUUAUACGCUUAUCAAGUCACCGAAUCUUCGCAGAUUAGCUACGUCCAGAAAUCACCGUUCCUCCCACUCUUCUCAGCACCUGGACAUCGCCACUCUAUACAGGGUGUUACAAAAAGGUACCAGCGACUGCAUCGACUUUGGUACCUACCUGACAAACCACUUAACUGUUCUAGUCAGCCGCUCUCGCCUAGUCCCGCCUUCCAGCCGGCACAGACGACACAGCCAUGGCUUUCGCGGGCCUCAAGAAGCAGAUCAACAAAGCCAACCAGUAUGUCACAGAAAAAAUGGGAGGUGCCGAGGGCACCCAGAUGGAUGAAGACUUCACAGAUAUGGAAAAGAAAACGGAUGUCACUUACGAGUUGGUUGAAGAGCUACAAAUUAAAACAAAGGAGUUCCUGCAACCUAAUCCAACAGCAAGAGCAAAGAUGGCUGCUGUUAAAGGAAUCUCAAAGCUUAGUGGGCAAGCAAAAGCCUCAACAUACCCACAGCCAGAAGGAGUUCUUGGUGAAUGCAUGGUAACCUAUGGAAGAAGGCUUGGUGAUGACUCUAUUUUCGGCUCCGCUCUAUGUGAAAUGGGCGAGUCCAUGAAACAAAUGGCUGAUGUAAAAUAUUCCUUGGAUGACAACAUUAAACAGAAUUUCCUAGAACCACUCCAUCAUCUACAGACAAAGGAUUUGAAAGAAGUAAUGCAUCACAGAAAGAAGUUGCAGGGACGAAGACUAGAUUUUGACUGCAAGAGAAGACGGCAAGCCAAAGGGUCUCACAUUACAGAUGAGGAAAUAAAGAUGUCAGAAGAAAAAUUUGCUGAAUCACUCCAACUUGCUCAAAUUGGAAUGCACAAUUUGUUAGAGAAUGAUAUCGAGCAAAUUUCACAGUUGGCAACUUUUGCAGAAGCCUUACUUGAUUACCAUCAACAGUGUGUUGAAAUCCUGAGAAGCCUUACAGAAACACUCCUGGAAAAGAAACAGGAAGCAGCAAAUCGACCCAAGUCUGAGUUUGUGCCAAAGACUCUGCAUGAUUUGCAUGUUGAAGGCCUGACAGAUGGUUUGAAUGGUACGCAUCCACAUCACCCUGCAGCCAGUACGGGUCAGUACGGCAGAGCAAGGCAUGAUGAUCCAUUUGAUCCCUGGCAUGCCCCACCAGUAAAAGGCUCUUCACUGGCCUCUUCUCCUGUGCACCCAAAACCGAACCAACUGGAGCUGUUUCCCUCAGGCAAUGUGCCACGUUCUGCUAAUGCAUCUCCUCUUCCAUCUCCUAUGCGUUCUCCUGCACGGUCUGCUGUACCAAAAAUGCCGUGCUGCACUGCACUGUACGAUUUUGAGCCAGAGAACCCAGGAGAGCUAGGUUUUAAGGAAGGAGAAACAAUAACACUAACAAACAAAAUUGAUGAGAACUGGUAUGAGGGCACCGUCAAUGGCCGAACUGGAUAUUUCCCUGUAACUUACGUACAGGUUGUUGUCCCUCUUCCGUGAACUGUCUCUUGUAUUAAACUACAAUUUGCAGCUGUUACUACUGUUCUCAUAUUGACAUGUGUGUUGUUUCCAUCCAGAUACUUGGUAAUUGUUAGUAAGCUCUUCAGUUAUACAAUUUUAUGAAUGAUACUGCAUGCUGAUUCAUAAAACCAAUUUAUUUGGAUUGAAAUGUUCCAAGGAAUAAGCAGAUUUUUUUAUGUGAAAUCAGAAAAUAAUACUCUUAGGUAAGACUGUUGGAAACUGUCAUGUAUUAUGUACUUUCACUAUUUGAUUGCUCUGUUGGUGUUUUGUUAAUUACGAAAUUGUUUGUGAAGGCUGUACCCACUUUGAGUAAUUUACUUGAUUGCUAGGUGGGGUGCGGCCAUUAACAGAGCUAAUACCCAGUAUUGGUUCUGUCAGUCUGAUUAAGAGUCUGUUGAUUCAUGACUGCAUUCAAACAGUGCAGGGACAAUAAUUAUUACUGAAAGUUCUUGUCAGUGUUGAUUCUCUUGUAGAAUAUGAAUUAAGCACUAAUGUUAUUACUUGUACUCUACCUUCACUGUCUAUAAACUGAUAAAUAAGAGCAAUUUAGGAAAAGUAGUUCUUUUAUUUCUUGGAGCAUUCAGCAUUACGAAGUAAUUUUCGAAAAAGUACUUCUUUGUUUAUAACCCUUGUACAAGUAUUUUCUCAUAGUCAUUUCUUUUUCAAAAAGGAAAAGAACCAUGGUUGUUACAGAGGUAAUAUUACACCAUACUUCAUGAAACCAUUUCAUAAUGGGAAGAGAGAAGGGUUGUAGAUAGUCCUUGCAGCAAUGAAAACUAAAAAUAUUUAUGAGAUUUGUGUUAUUAAUCUCAUAUGUCUGCUAGUUUUAAAGGAUGCAUUCCAACACAAAACAUGGUCAAACUCAUUGUCAUGUGAUUUAAUUUCGUUUAGUACAAUGCUCACUUAAGUGUGAGUACAAUAAGAUUAGUAUUCAUGACACAACAUGAACUGAGGUACACAGAUUAUUAUAUAACUUGUGAUAUGACUGUUACAUCUGUGUUGUUUUGUGUUUGUAUUACAUGUAGUUAAUACACAUACCAUUUCACUGCAAUUUCUCAUGGAACACAUUAAAAAUGAAAAAGUCUGCAUUUCCUUAAGUAAUAUGUAAGUAAAAACUGCUGAAUAAAUAAAAACAAAAAAUAAAUAUAAUGAAUUUAGAGAUGGACUAUAAAUAUAAAAAUAUAUGUAGGAGCAUGCUGCAUCAUGUAAAUGAUAUAUUGUUAUUCUUAAAAUGAUGUCUAGUAUUCUGUACAUUUAACAUAGUACUUAAACAGGAUAUUUAAAAAAAUACUACAAAUUUUGUUCAGCUUUCAACAAGGUUUGUGAUAGUGGAGAAAAAUAGUGUGGUAGAAACUGUAUCAGCUGUCCCUUUUACAUUGCAUAUUGAUGCAUUCACAAAAUAAUUAAAAACGUUUUGUUCAUAUUAUAUGAAUCAUUUCUCCUUUCCUUCUUAGACAAUACUAUUAUUACUUGGUGAGAACUUCUAGUAGAACAAUAAAGAUUCAAAUGAAGGUAAUGUGCCACUCAUUUAGCAGAUGAGUUUGUUGGUGAAAAAUAAAAUAUUCAUUCUUUUCUCAUUGCAUGCAUUUAUGGAAACAGCAACUUAAUUCUUUCCUGGUACUUCAUUUGCUAAAUGAAUGGCUCAGCUUUUAUUGGAUGCUGUCAUUCUUUUGAAGGGGCCUUCUGCAGGUAUGGUAAACUAAAUGAUUGUUCUUAAACAGUAGAAAAUUGGAAAAAAGUUGAAUAAAACAAAGCUACAGAGGAAAGAAAAUACUUCAGUACUCCUUGAGAAUGAAAGCAGAGUUUAAGAAGCCUCAUAUGGGAAACUUGGUCCAGGCAUUCCAGGAUCAUCUGUGAUAUUGACCUAUUCAAAUAUAGAUGAUUCUUAAGAUUUAUUAGAUGUUCAUAUUGUCUCAGAGGGGUAUUUCAAAUGAUCAGAUUCAUUUAAAAGAACAGUAAGUAAUCAAAAUGUUAAUAUCGCCUUCAUACUGCUUCUUUAUUAUUUUCAUUUUAAAUUUUUUAAUUAUUUUCUCUAUCUAGGAAAUUGCACUCAUGCUCUGUAGUUAGUACAAGAUUUGACUGUGGAAUCUAGUCAGUCAUGAAAGCAUCACAAAUGUAUGAGGGAUUGCUAACAUUAAUUGCUUUUACAAAUAACAUUUUUUUAUGAUUUUAAUGAUGGAUGAUAUUCAUACCCCUUUCUAGUCAUCUGUUGUGGUUUAAAAUCAGAAUAAUAAACCAUAAUGCUUGAAACCAACAAGUUUCUAGUUUUUUUUCGGAAUUUUAAACAUAGAUUGGUGGCCAUGUUAAGACAGCAUUAAAAAUCACUGUAAAUGCUUUCCUUUUAAAUAAUCAGUGAACAAUGUGAUUGAUCAUGCGUUAUGUGAAUGCAAUUCUAUUUUUGUACAUGCCAAAGUAUAUUUUGAAAAGUUUAAGGCCCAAAGAUAAGUUUUUCCUGCAACUGAACAUUGAAGAAAAAAUGUUGGAUUGUAAGCUCUCAUAUAGGCAGCACAUUGGUAAUAUGGUCUUUCAAUGUAAAUUUUAAUUGCAGUCUUUUUUAAAAUAAUUUUUUUUUCAAAAUUUCAAUUCAGAUCACAAGGUGGAUGGAAUUUCAGAAAGUGUCCCGGUGGGUUAUUAAUGAUUUGAAUAAUUUUCUGCAGUAAUCAUAGGGAAGGUUGAUUAGUUUUAUUUUUUUAUCUUAUUGUGCCACAAAUAUAGUGAAACUGAAUUUGUUAUGUAUGUGUAGUGUACAACCUAUAUUUGAUUGUCUAUAGACUGCUUAAUCUAUUAAUAAGUGAUAUUUAUGUUUUACACAUUAAAUGAAGUCUAUGUCACCUGCAUUUAAAUAAAGUUUGAAGUGUGCUACAUAAUAAUGACAUGCAACAGAACUCAGUUGAUUGAGGUUACACAGUGCAGAUUAACAGAACUUCUUAAUUAUUUGUUUUGCAGUGCAACACAUCUAGUAACAUUGAGUGAUUUCUUUAUAUAGGAAAAUGUCCAAAAGAGAGAAUUUUUUCCACUUCAUUCAUACAUUGAACUUAAAGGGAAACAGUUACAUUAUCUAACUUAAAAAAGGUUUUAAGAUUUUGUUUAAGAACAACUGAGCUGGAACUUAUUUCUUAUUUGUGCUCUUUUGACUAAGUACCUUAAUCCAAGAACAGUUUUCAAAUUGAAAUUGGAAGCAAUAACUCAGUAUUGUUGUUAACUUUCUGUUCUUUCGUUUCUUAAUUUACACUAAGCCUCCUAAGAAAUUCUCUGCCUGUGCCUAUGCCUGUGCUGCAGUAGUAUACAUUGCCUAAAGAACCAGGAAAAUGAAAGAUGAUUAGAAUAUCAAACCUUCCAAAGCAAUGUAUUUUCAAACCUUACUUAUUUUGAACUCUGAAUGGAGAUAUGUUGCUUCUAAAUACUUCAGUAUUGUGGCAAGAUAUAUGCUUGUUUCCUGUUGGAAUUUUUUUUUUUUUCAUUGUUGUGUGUUGUAAUUCAAUAGUUAUUGAGAAAUAUUUUGAAAUUCUUAGUCUUUCCUCCUAAUUUCUCUAACAUAGUUGAAUAACUUGUGGGUGGCAUCAUUUAAUGAAAUGUUCUUAAUGUUUGGAACACAAACCAUCACUUGACAGGGAUGUCAUUGUAUGCAUGUGAGUCCACUGAAAAGAGCCAAGUAGUUAUAUGCUCCUGUACUUCGGGAUAUGCUGAAGAAAUGGAUUGCACUUGUGUUCUAGACUUGUGUAUCUUGACAAUAUUGGGGAGAGCAGACAAUAUAUUUUGAGAAAACCCUGUUCUUGAUAUUGUGAAGGCCAUUAUUUUUCAUGUAUAAAUACAUACAGUAAUAUUUUUUAUCAGUGUUGUUUCAUCUAGUGCUUUAGCAUAUGUCCUCUUGUAGCAAACAAUUUGAUAAAAUAUUAGAUUAUUAGAUGCAAUACUGCACAAUUUCAUAAAUACAACUGUUGAUUUAAAUCCAUAAUUGAGAAUUUAGAAACUGUAGAAUAUCAGUGUUUCUGUACAAAUAUUUACUGAACUGUAAUCAGGAGAGAUGAUAAAUUAGACAUAGAAUUAUUAACACAAAAAUGGAACCAUGUUGUUCACUGUACAGUAUGUCACAUAAACUCACAUGGAAGGCAGCUGUAAAGCUUCCUACCAGUUAAGUUUUAAGCAAACAGAUAUUAUUGUAAUAGAACUGAUCAAUGAACUGAAAAUGUAAUGUGGAUAGAGAAUAUUUACUCACCAAGCAGCAUUAUGUAAAACUAUGGAGAAAGGUAUAAAAUAUCUGCUUUUAAACCAAUGACUGCUGCUUUUAGUAUAAGAGAGGAAUGUGUUGAAUAAAAAAAGACUGGUAAGGCUUAAGAACACUGGAAAAGUCACCCAGAACCUAGAGUCAAGGAAGACUUACAGUGCAUUUCCAUUUCUUGCCAUUUGGUGAGGAAAUUUGCCCUAUCCAUAUUAUCGAUAUUGCUUUAAGGAACUUUCUUACAAGUACACAUUUAAUUACCUAGUUUCAGUAUGCAGUUUGUCCUUAUGGUUGACAUUUCUCUUACAAAGAAAUAAAUAAUCUUGUAGUCAUAUUUGUUUACACUUGAUUACAUCAGUAAAGAAAAGCUUCUCAGUGAGCAUCUUAAAACAUUUACAUAAGUGCAACUGUGUGUGUUCUCUAAUGGCUCAUAGUAUUCUUAUAGUAGCUAUCCUGUCAGAGACAGUUCAUUUCCUGAAUGCAUUCUUCCUAUCUCACAGAAAGAUAAUGACAUAAGCAAUAAGUGUUCUUGAGAUUUCAUGUGCUAAACUUACUCUGUGAAUCAUCUCCUUAUGAAAUUCUUGUUGUUUGUCUGUACUGAUGGAUGUUCAAAUAAUGUAUACCACUGAUGACUAUAUGUUUAAGCAAUUAUUACGCUAGAGGACUGUGUAAAGUCCUUGCAUUUUCUUGCAGUCUAGCAGCUUAUGAAUCUAGCUAUUUUUGAGUGUUGAACAUUUUGGAGUGUGUGUUUGUGUAUGUUAAUGAAAGUACACGACUGAGUUGUUGAGAGAUUGUGUUUGUAUGAUGUUCAAUGUUUAAGGAAUUUGUAUCCCAUAAUGGCAUAUGAAAUAUUAUGCAUUUAUGUUGAUAUGUUUUGGGAGUUGUCUACUGUAAACAUUCCAUGUAUAUCUGUGGCAUGUUAAAGAACUUCAGAUGUACUAUGAAACAUAAUAUUCAAGACUCGACUAUAAUCUUUUCUGAGUGUUGGUAUAUGGCAUCUUUUUACUCACUUAUAUAAUUUUUGUGUGAUUAAAAUUCUUUGUUCCAGCAGAUUUUAUAAACAUGUGGAUGAAAACACAAAAUUAUGAGUUUGUGAUCACUUGCAUGCCAUUGCUUUCAUCUUGGUUCCGUGACCCUUUACUGCGGGUAAUAUAAAAUAGGUUGCACAAGUUAGAUUUGUGUGCUAUGUAAGUAUACAUGAAAUUACUCACUAUAUGGACUGUUAUUGAAGUUGAGAUGUAAAUGUUACAAGUAUUGUAUUAUGUUUCUCUUGAUACAGCUUUCUGGUUUUGAAGUGCAUAUCAGUCAAAUGUGUCUGACAUUCAGUCCUUUCAAAUUCAGCAACAGUAUUAAAAAGAAACAAAUUAUUAUAAAUAUGGAACAUGCAAGUGUUACAGAAAUAUAUCAUUGUUGACCCAUUUUGAAAUAUUUAGAAUGUGAUGUUCUUGCUGAAAUUUAAGAUUGAUAAUUAUUUAUUUUUUUCUAAAUAUGCAUAUACACUACAUAGUUAUAAUAGCAGUUCAUUGUUACAGUGAUGAAACUGACACUAGCAAUGUUGGAAAAUUUUUUUACAUAGUUAUAAAGUACAUUUGUCAUGAAUUAAAAUUUACUUUACAGUGAAAAACUAAAUGAGUGCUGCUAUGCUAGUACCACAUAGGUACCAUUUGAAAUUACACUUUGACAUCCAUUGCUAUUAUUGAUUUAGUUUUGACACAACCAAUUACUUAAUUGUGUUACAUAUAAUGCUGAGUUAUUGUGCCAUCUUGUGUAUUGGUCUGAAUGUAUAUAAUUUUUGUAUACAGAAAAUGUCAGUACGAAAUAUUUUAAGUGUGAUGGUUAAAGUGUGGUCUGUAUUACAUGAUAAAAUUUGAAAUGUAAGAAUAAUGUAUAUCUGUAUCUGUGUGUUUGUUUUACCUCUAAUUAAUAUGCAUCAUGUAUUGCUGAACAUCUACCUAUCCCCUCAGCUACUUGUAUGUAUUGGAAAGCAUUGUAAGUGUGUGAAAUGAAACAAAACUAGAACAAAUACAAAAUCUGAGAUGAGAACAAA
Molecule: messenger RNA, 8011 nt
Organism: Schistocerca nitens (vagrant locust)
Lineage: Eukaryota; Metazoa; Arthropoda; Insecta; Orthoptera; Acrididae
Gene: EndoA
Product: endophilin-A
Exons: 16
Coding region: 477-1724 (415 amino acids)
Biological process (GO): synaptic vesicle uncoating
Cellular component (GO): glutamatergic synapse; cytoplasm; presynapse
Molecular function (GO): protein binding
Source: RefSeq, a predicted model, not a curated record